GUGCGCAUUGUUUUUAAAAAUAUAACCUCAAGGUUUACUAGAAAUAAGAAAAUUCAUACGAGUAUAUUUUUAAGAACAGUUCAAUUUAAUACUUCAAACAUGGAAGAAAGUACUCCAACAGUUAGUUUGAUAUCAUGUAUGCAUUUUGUCCGCCGUGGUGUGGCGAAGCCUGUUCCAGAAAAGAUUGAGUUAACUGAAAAGGAACUGGAGAAGAUCAUCAAACAAACCGCGGACGACCUAAGACUUACAGAGCAAGGUGAUGAUGAUAGUGAUGAGGAAGAACAAAAUGCUGCCCCCAGGGAGCCCCCCGCUGACCCUAAUGAUGAGUUUAACUUUGCUAACUAUGAUCAAGAAGAUUCAACUAACCCAAUUGGAAUUGGCACAAUAGCUACAUUGCCUAAUUUAGGGGACCUCGGUGAUAAUGUACAAAUCAGAACCGAGGGUCCUGAUAGUGAUGAAGAAGAUGACAUUAUCAAGCCCGAUGACAAUUUACUAUUAGUCGGCCAUGUGGAAAGUGAUGCCAGUGUUUUGGAAGUUUACAUUUUUAACAAGGACGAGGGGUCAUUUUACGUGCACCACGACAUUAUUCUGCCGUGGUUCCCGCUGUGUAUUGAGUGGUUGAGCCAUGACCCGUCUGAUACACAACCUGGUAACCUUUGUGCACUUGGCGGUAUGGACCCUGUGAUACAAGUGUGGGAUUUAGACAUCGAGAAUUGCCUGGAACCAGCAUUCAAGUUGGGCAAGAAGCCUAGUAAGAAGAAGAAAAUAAAACGAGUGGGCCACAAGGAUGCAGUACUGGACUUGUCUUGGAAUAGGAAUUUCACUCACAUUCUCGCCAGCGGAUCGGCCGACAACACAGUUUUAUUGUGGGAUCUGGACCAGGGCACGCCGCACACUAAGCUAGAUUACUUCGAAGAUAAAGUGCAAUCCGUAUCCUUCCAUCCACUAGAGGCACAAACGCUCGGUGCGGGCGCGUGCGACGGUCGCGCCCGGGUCGCGGACUGCCGCAGCCCCGACGCGCACCGCGCUUGGGCCCUCGCGCCAGAGAUCGAGCGGUUCACGUGGGAUGCACGGAAUCCUUUCUGCUUUGCGAUAAGCAACAACGUGGGAAAGGUAGCGUACAUAGACUGCAGGCAGGACGAACCGCUGUGGACUAUUGACGCGCACGACAACGAAGUCACAGGUUUAAUAUUAAACGACAAAGUUCCUGGAAUGAUGGUGACGAUAGGCGCUGACGAGAAAAUCAAAACAUGGGAUAUCACCAGGCCAACACCGCAGCAGGUCGGCGAGCGCUCGCUGCGUGUGGGGCGCGCGCUGUGCGGCGCGGCGUGCCCCGAGGCGCCGCAGUUCGUGGCGGUGGGCGGCGACAACAAGCAGCACUAUAUCGAGGUGGUCGACCUCUCCGCCAACGACGAAGUGAACAACCGCUUUGGAUCGUAUUUAACGACGAAUGAACCAACAAAUGAAGCUAUGGAGACUUAGGAGUUUUACAUUACUGAAAUUCUGGCACGCGGGUCACUGAAAACCGAAUUGUUCGUGUUAAUACAAAUGUUUAGCUUGAUUGUGUA
This is a messenger RNA of Aricia agestis (brown argus), 1568 nucleotides long. It is a transcript of the gene nclb, whose product is annotated as periodic tryptophan protein 1 homolog. Lineage: Eukaryota; Metazoa; Arthropoda; Insecta; Lepidoptera; Lycaenidae. Gene Ontology annotation, molecular function: protein binding. The coding region runs from base 100 to 1482 and encodes 460 amino acids. Gene Ontology annotation, biological process: rRNA processing. Gene Ontology annotation, cellular component: nucleus. The record is from RefSeq and is a predicted model, not a curated record. The transcript is spliced from 14 exons.